Messenger RNA from Blepharisma stoltei, 1437 nucleotides. The record is from the annotation of a GenBank genome assembly. Lineage: Eukaryota; Ciliophora; Heterotrichea; Heterotrichida; Blepharismidae.
AUGUACGAUUAUGACUACAAUAUUUCCACUCAAAAAAUUCGGUCUAGUAAUGACUAUCCAACAGAUUCAUAUAGGCAAUUCAACGUAAAAGAUCUUUCAACUAAAGAGUUGGAAGACAUUGUUAGAGGUCAAUUACCUUCUAAAGACUCGCCCCGGUUUUCUUCUCAUCGAUCGAUAAGUCCGCUCUCUAGACUCAAUAAGUCCCCUCCACGAGAUGCUUCUUCAAAAUCCUUAGCUGGCGCUAUGAGAGCUUUACAAGACAAAAUUCAUCUGUUAGAAACUGAAAAUUCUGAUUUAAAAGAAAGACUAAUUGCGGCAGAAAGCAAAGGACAAAAAGACAGAGAACAAUGGCAAGCCAGAUGCAUGGAAGAAUUAAAGCAAGCCAGUACGAAAGACAAAAGCAUGCAAAGCAGAAUCCUUGAACUAGAAGAAGAGCUUAGAAAGCAUCUGCAAAGGGUUUUGAUUUUAGAAGAACAAUUGAAAAUAAAAGAGACACAAAUCAGGCAUUGUGAAAACGAAAUUAAAAGAAAUAUUGAUCAAUAUGUGAUUGAUAAAGAAAAUACUUCACUUCAGCUGGAACAUCUUCAAAAGCAGCUUGUGGCGAAGUCAAAAGAAGAAAAAAAUCUGAAAUUAGCAGCUGAAAAAUCUGAAAGAGAAAAAAACCUAGCCAAUGAAGAACUAGCUCAGGAAAAACGCAUUUCCAGCGGCUUAAAAGCUGAAGUGCAAUAUCUUCGGGAGAACGCCAGCUCUCAAAGAUCAAGUCUGCAAAAGGUGAAUAUUAAUUAGAAUUUUGAAAUUAUUGAAGCUGAAUUAACCAAGCAAAACCAAGAUUUUUCACAAAAAAUAAGAGAGCUUGAGAUUAAGUUAAGAAGCUUAAAAGAGCUUAAUAAUAAUCAGUCUCAGCAAAUCGAUUUCUUAAAAAAGGAAAAUCAGCAAUUGCAAACAGCAAAUAAAGUUUCUGAAGAUUCCAGAGUAGAAGUAUUAAGAAAUAAAACCAACGAUGACUCUAUGCUUUCUCAAAAAAAAGUUCCCAGAAAGCCAUCUAGAAGUGGAAAAUUAUCUGUGACUAUAAAAUCAAAAUCUCCAACUCCUCAUUCAAGCACGAAAUCACUAUUAUCUGAGCCAAAUAGAACAGCAAGGCAUCCUUAUGGAACUCAAAAGAAGUCGCUGGGCGAGAGAAGCUUAUCACAGUUAAUGCCAAAUAAAGCUGAAAGAGAUGAGGAUUGCCAAACAGACAUAGAAAAAGUUGAGCAAGAAAUCAGCAGUCUAAAUAUAAAAUAUAAACGAUUAUUGCAGCAUUCUCAAGAAGCAACAGGAGAUCUUGGGGGUCUCAGGAGAGAAUUAAGCUCACUUGCUGCUGAUAUGGAAAAGAAAAAUGAAGAGCUGUAUGAGCUAAAAAGAAGACAGCAAAGUAUUCUUAAGCAGCGCUUAUUUUAA